Trypanosoma brucei brucei TREU927 is the source of this 1932-nucleotide messenger RNA. RefSeq lists its product as hypothetical. The transcript has a single exon. Lineage: Eukaryota; Euglenozoa; Kinetoplastea; Trypanosomatida; Trypanosomatidae. The record is from RefSeq and is a predicted model, not a curated record. Bases 1 to 1932 code for a protein of 643 amino acids. Gene Ontology annotation, molecular function: protein binding.
AUGUUUGCCUGUCGUCGGCUACUGGGACUAACGGCAGUUGGUGCCCCGACACAUGUGAGAUUCAAUCACAGUAACAACUCCACAGAAUCAACACGAGACACCGACAAAACCGCUGCCUCUGUGGGUGACCCUUCAAAAGUAGUUUCUUCCGAUUCCGCUCAAAAGCUGAAUCUUUCCUUAAGGCUCACGGAUGCGGAUUUCGGCGCGAUGGUGAAGGCCACGAAAGCGGCCAUGGCUAAGGAGAGAUUGUGGAGGGACCUGACGGUGGGAAGUGAAGUGGAUAUCUCUAGUGAAUCAGGUCCUAAUGUAGCGAUUAUCCCCAAACACACAGUUCUGCCUAAACCCCUUGGAGACAGAUCCAGUUGCUUUACAACGGUGGCUGCGGAGCCCCAGGGAGCGAGGGUAGAUUUGUCAGGUGAUACAAGAGACAAUGUGUUGGGUAAUGACAAUCCUAUGAGCUCUACGGUUACAAGCGCGGUUCAAGAUCGGACUUUGACACCUGGAGUGCGUUAUGGAUUGAUGGACACGCUACGGGACUGUCUCAUUUCUGGGGAUUGGCCAAAGUCGAUGCGCAUGUUUGAGUCGGCGAUUCAAACUGCCUGCAAUAAUGGUAAGGGCGCAGAGACUUCGUUUACCGCCAUGAGGAGCAGUGACAGUGUAAUAAACAAUGAAAUGCUUGAGGGGUUGCACCGUUUUAACGCUACGACGCCAGUAGGAAGUUUUGCAAUGAAUCUGGAGCGAUAUCGCGGCAUACUUCGAUGGAGUGGUGGCCACUACUACUUACUGAUGAAGUUGCUGCUUAGCAGACACCGCAUUGAGGAGGUGGAAAGGGUGUGGGAUGUGAUGAAACGCAUCGGUUACGUAGAAUAUCGCAUGAAUGAGCGGACGUGUAACCAGUUAAUAGCUUUGUGUCGCACAGAUACAAAACAGGAUAUUGUGUCUCCACUUCUACAUCCCACGAAGGAAACACAUAACCGUGAGAAGGAGUUUCGCACCUCAUUAGUACUGGAGUUAGAAAACUGGGCGGAGAAAAAACAUGUAACGCUUAGUGGUCGCAACGAAACCACUGCACGGGUAGCCAGAGUCGCACACAUGCUGAGGUCCGAGGGUUCUAAAGAUGGGAAGGACGAAGCAGUGGGUUCUAUUGGUCAUGGGCUCAGGGUAGGUGACUUUUCCGGUCUUCUGCGGCGAUGCAAUAGUGAAGAAUCAACUGCACGUGUACUCCAAAUGAUGGAGAAACUGAAUGUUCCACGUGAUGGCCAAAUAUACAGUGCCCUCAUAGCCGCGCUUCGGCAACCGCAUUAUCAACUGUGCGGCAGUGAAGAGAAUUUGUCUCAAUCUGAUGGAACAAAAGAAGCAUACGAUGCGCAUCGCAAGAGGCGGCUUAAGCGUGCGCGACAGUGGUACGACGAGUGCCCUGAGGAAUCCCGUACCAUUGAUGUUUGCAACGAGAUGCUUCUUAUUACACGCGGUGGGAGUGCUGAGGAUGUGGAUUAUGCCAACCUCCUCACGGAUAUCCGUGGCACCCCUUUGACUAUUUUAGGUUCUGAUGAUACUGGGAGUGACACCAUUGCAUUUUCGAAAAAUGAGGGGCGAAGUAGACCGCAAAUUCCUGUCCCAAGGUGGAGAAUUCCACCGAACGGAAGGACGUAUGAAGUAAUGGUUUUGCAUUGCAGGCACCAUGAAGAAUGGCCUGUUGUGUGGGCGUUGUAUGAUGAGAUGAUGGAGCGGAACGUCAAGGGGACGCAACGCCUGUAUCAGAUGCUGCUGGAAAUUGUGCAGCGGCACCCUCCUUGUGGACGGGACAGAAACACGGUGGUUUUAGAACUGUACGAAGAUAUGAAGCGCUUCGGUUUGGAUGUGACCGAUAUCAAGAGUACAGCUAGUGUCGUGAAUUCUUGGUGUGCUACGCGACGCAAAAGACGGUGGUAA